AUGUCUGAUUUUGUGCCAAAUAAUCGUCAUAUGCGGGAAGUAUUGAUUUUCUUCUUUCAUUCGAAGAAAACGGCGGCUGAAGCGCAUCGAGAGCUCCAAAAAGUUUACGGAGAUGCUGCUCUAAGUGAAACAACGUGCCGAGAUUGGUUCCGUCGCUUCAAAGACGAUGAUUUCGAUGUUGACGACCAGGUCGGUGUUAUUUAUUAUGAGCUGUUGAAACCGAACGAAACCAUCACUGGGGAACGGUAUCGACUUCAAUUGAUGCGAUUGAGCCGAGCACUGUGCGAAAAACGGCCACAAUACGCGGAGAGGCACGAAAAAGUGAUUCUACAGCAUGACAACGCUCGGCCUCACGUUGCAAAACCCGUUAAAACCUAUCUGCAAACGCUGAAAUGGGAAGUAGCUCUGCCAGAAAGAUGGGAAAAAGCUGUUUGUGAUCAUACAAGGUAUUUUACACACAUCUAUGUCGGAAAUGUGGGUUCUGUUCACAAUUCUCGUGUUUUCCGUUUAUCAUCUCUACAAGAAUAUAUUAAUAAUCCAAUGAAAUUUCCUAAUAAUACACAUUUAAUUGGAGAUGCAGCUUAUGCAUUACAUAAACAUUUAUUAGUUCCUUAUCCUGAUAACGGCCAUCUUACACAAUAUCAGAAAAACUAUAAUUUGUGUCAUUCUUCAACUAGAAUGGUAAUUGAAAGAGCGUUUGCUCUUUUAAAAGGCCGUUGGCGAAGUCUAUUACAUGUUCUGGUAGUAAAUUGUGUAGAUUUCGCACCUUAUCAUAUAUUAGCGUGUUGCGUACUGCACAAUAUUUGUUUGCUGCAAAAAGAUGAAUUGGAAAACGUGCGAAACAUUCAAACAGAAGUCGAAGAAGCAGAAUUAUUUAGAGACGGAAUUAUUGAGUAUAAUGACCGGAAUGUUGUAACAGCUAAAAGAAAUAAUAUUUGUGCAAAUUUACUUAUGAUAAACACAUAA
Messenger RNA from Mycetomoellerius zeteki, 966 nucleotides. RefSeq lists its product as uncharacterized. NCBI's taxonomy places the organism in Eukaryota, Metazoa, Arthropoda, Insecta, Hymenoptera, Formicidae. Gene Ontology annotation, molecular function: nucleic acid binding. The record is from RefSeq and is a predicted model, not a curated record. Bases 1 to 966 code for a protein of 321 amino acids. The transcript has 2 exons.